Adelges cooleyi (spruce gall adelgid) is the source of this 1408-nucleotide messenger RNA. RefSeq lists its product as uncharacterized. The record is from RefSeq and is a predicted model, not a curated record. Bases 81 to 1223 code for a protein of 380 amino acids. Lineage: Eukaryota; Metazoa; Arthropoda; Insecta; Hemiptera; Adelgidae. Gene Ontology annotation, molecular function: calcium ion binding. The transcript is spliced from 9 exons.
AAAGAAACGCAAAAUAACAAUAAGAAUAUUUUGAUUUCCUAGCAGUUCUCAUACGCGUCAAGUACAUAUUUUGCAUUACAAUGUUUUCAAAAAGUAUUAUACUUCUUUUGUGUGUCGUGAGUUUUACAGUGAAAAGUAUUACCGCAAGUAAUGGAGAGAUACCAGCAGGGACAGUGGAAACCGCAAGUAGUGGAGAUAUACCAGCAGGAACGGUGGAAACCGCAAGUAGUGGAGAGAUACCAGCAGAGAAAGAAGAAACUGCUACUAGUGAGCGGAUAGUGGAUGAUGGUUCUACGAGUACAGGGAAUAAAAAACUGAAAGACAUGACAGAUGAGCAAUGGGCAAAUUUAUUUAAACAGUAUGAUACCGAUGAGGAUGGUAUAAUCUCCCCAAAAGAAUUUCAGAAUUUGGUAUUCAAUGAGUUCAGUGGAUUCCUCACAGUUCACGAUGCAGAUAUAUAUAAAACUUUAAUUUCAAAGGAUAAAAGUAAAACAGAAUUGGAAAUGUUUAAAAACAUGAAACCGAUAAUAUAUUUAUUGACAAAGAGAACAAGUAAAGUGGAGAUUGGAAACGUCAACAAAAAUGACACUUAUUCAAAAGAAUCUUUCGUGGAAGUAAUAAAAGAAAAUGAACAAGCUAGACAACUGUUCUCAGACGCGAAUGAAAUUUCAGAAAUUCUAAAUCUGAUUAGUCAAAAAGUAAAAUGGCCAAUUAAUUGGACGAAGCUCGAGGAAAUAUUAAAAAUGGUGGCGGAUUCGUUAAUGAUGGUAGAGUAUUACGAGGGAUUUUGUAAAAUCGACCAGGACCAAGAUGGUCGUAUUGCCGUUGAAGACAUGGUUAAAGCAUUGAUCGACGAUGAUUCAGAUGAAUCAGCCAAUGAGAAAUUAGUCAAUAAGGAAUCAGCCAAUGAGGAAUUAGCCCAUGAGGAAGUAGACAAUGAGGAAUCAGCCGAUGAGAAAUUAGCCUAUGAGGAAUCAGUCAAUGAGGAAUCAGCCAAUGAGGAAGUAGACAAUAAGGAAUCAACCGAUGAGGAAUUAGCCUAUGAGGAAUCAUCCAUUAUCGAAACAAUCACUAAAAUUAUCAAGAAUGGGGAUUUAGACCGCAAUGGUUUCAUUGAUUUUUAUGAAUAUCUGAUAUUAAUGAGUAAUGAUUAUAACCUGGACGGAGAUUUAGAGAUGUCACUUGAUAACAUAACUCUACUCUCGAUUCAAGAGAAUCUUUAAUCAUUGAAAAAUAUAACAAUUUUACAUAAAUACCAAUAAUUUAUAGUACAAAUAGACUGCAAAAAGAAUAUUGAAGAAUGCACUAUGCACCAGGAUAUUAAGUACAUUCGAUGAACAUUUCAUACAUACAUUUAAAUAGAAAUACACGGUUGUCAAUCAAUCAAUUAUUUAAUUAAUUUGUGUAA